AUGCCAGGCACGGCUUCUAUGUCUCGCACGACAGAUGCGCUGAGCAUUUUGAAAAUGGGGAAAUCAUUUAUCCUGACGUCACGUGACGUGGAUUUCCUUCCUUUGCUUCGCUCGCAAAAUGAAUAUGCAGUCUCUUGUCACUUAGUUUUAACAUUCUAUGUGCGGUUAUGCACCCUCCGGGUGACAAGGCUGAGAGUAUGUGGCUCGCUGGGGGAGGCCGGGGGCGGUGCGGCGGGAGGGGCGGGCGCGGGCACGGUCACACUGGCGGCUCGUAUGCACAGCAGCAAGAGAACCCUCCGCUCGAACGACAUCACCGUGCCGCCGCUCGACGUCGAGCUCGACCUGUGCUUCUCGCUGCAGUACCCGCACUUCGUUAAGCGGGACGGUAACAGAUUACAGAUAAUGUUGCAGAGGCGCAAGAAAUACAAAAAUCGCACCAUUCUUGGGUACAAGACAUUGGCGGAAGGUGUCAUACGAAUGGAUCAGGUUCUUCAACGUUCCAUGGACAUGGAGUUAGAGCUGACGAGCGUGGGUGGUAAGGUCGGCGCUGGAGCCGGCCAGCCCGUCGCCAGGCUCACCAUCACAGGCCUGGCCUCCACACCAGUGGACCAUGACACCAAGAACAAUAACACCUUGCUUAUUACUGAACGAGGUUACUCAGAUGAAGAGGAAGAAGGGGAGUUCAGUUCGGUCGAGGAAGCGGACGACUUGACGUACGGCGCCGCGGCGCGGAGGCGGACACACAGACAGCUCGCUUUCAAUAAGGGAGACUUAUCCUACACCAAGCUGUCACGCUCACGAGAGCUAAGCUUCAUGGAGCGUGAGAGAAAGAUACAGAACUAUAUACGGUCCAAGGCGCACGACAGGGACAGCGAUAGUGAGCUGGAGCACGCAGCGGCCAAGCGCAAGGGCAGCCGCGGCAAGCUGGCGGUGAGCCGGCACGCGAUAUCUUAUUACUAUGGGAAUAGAGAUGAAUUUUGUUUGACACUUUGUCAACGAAAUUUGAAGCAGAAGUUCGCAGCAUUACUGCGUCGGUUUCGAGUUCCCGAAGAGUUGAGCGAGCGAGGCGCUGCCAGAGACACGCAUCACGCUCAGCGGGACAUCGAUGAACUAUUUCAGGAGUUAGAGUCGCUCUCAUGCGGCGAGGGCGAAGACUCCGGACCAGACCAGAUGGACACAAUCAGCAUUGGUUCAACCCCCAAACCCUCAUUACGACCGUUCUUCAGUAGUUCCCGCAGUCUUGCAAACCAGGAACACCAUCGACAUUCGAAUGUGACGCGGCACGCCAGCCUCGCGUCCGCGGCCGAGCUGCGUCCGCGCGACCGCCACACGUCCGUGCCAAUCACAGAGUCAGAAGCGGUACGAAGUUCUGCGGGUGAUGAGCGCGGCAGUGAAUACAAUAGCGAUGGUGAUGCGACACUCGAUGCGCCCGUCUCGGGCGCUUCUGUGUCUAGCUCGCCUCCUAAUGAGACAAAGGAGGAUAAAAGAUCUAGACUUUUCCGUAGUGCCACUAGUGGUGGUAAUUUGACGCCUGCAGCUGCGGCACGCAAGAAGAAUUCACUUGUUAUUGGUACAGAGCGACCGCUCUCCGCUCACGAUCUCCCCGCUCAGAGUCCCACUACACUUGAGCCGCGUCGCACGAUGCUGGAGCAGCUGGGCCGCGUGCUGGGCGAGGAGGGCCCGCUGCCCGAGGCGGUGGCGCUGGCGCCCAGCGCGCUGGCGCGCGUGUUCCAGGCGCUCGCCGUGCCCGCGCUGCUGUCCCCGCCCGCCGUGGCUCCCGACGCGCGGGCGCUGCUGCACGCGCUGCUGGCUCGGGCCACUAAACAGGGCGUGCGGCGCGGCGUGCGCGUGUGCGUGUGCGGCGGCGACGCGUGGUGCGCGGCGGCGCUGCGCGCGCACGCCGAGCUGGCCGCGCGCCGCCCCGACGCGCCGCCGCUGCGCUUCUACGUCGUGCCCGCCGGUCCUAAUACGAUCGCCCGAUGGUUGGGAGCGUCUGAUAAUACGUACGCGGCGCUGUUCUGUAACGAGACGUGGAAUAAUCUGUGCGAACGUGCCAGCGACGCCAGCAUGACGGAUAUAGCUGAGAUGUCUUCUAGGGUUGCCAGGUACCUAAAUAGCAUCGGUCCAGUCAACAACAUACCGAUAGGCGAAGCCAUGGUGGCCUAUCGAGACAAGUCGGGGGAUGAGGACUCGAGUCAGACUUUCGUACCAUUUGUGGCGGAGGUGCGCGUGGGUUGCGGCGAGGGCGGCCCCUCCUCCCUGGAGCUGGACGAGGGCUCCCCGCCCGCGCGCCCCUCCCCGCCCGCCACGCCCGCCCCCGCCCCGGAGCUGGCCCCGCCCCUCGCGCAGCCGCUCGCCUUUGCGCGCAACGAGCCGCUCGAGCUGCAGCUUGAUUACUGGCCGGUGAAGGGGGCAAGUGGGGCGGAGGGCGGCGGUAAAGUGACCCUGAAGGGCUCGUUCCGCGCCCUGCUUGUAACGCGCCACAACCAUCAUCUCUGUAUUACUUACCUUACGAAAGAGAAGAAACAGAAAAUAAUGAGGUUGGGGAAGAAGAAGGAAAAAAGUGGCGAGGCGGAACCGGGGCGCGCGCAGACCGUGGAGGGCGUCGCUCGGCUUAUUUGUUCUGCGAAAGGAUCGCACAAUGUUCCGCUCAAAGUGUAUAUCGACGGCACAGAAUGGAAUGGCGUGAAGUUCUUCCAAUUAUCAACGCAAUGGCAGACACACGUCAAGACGUUCCCCGUAGCCACUUGCGGAGCACCCCUUGCGCCCCAGGAAACUUAGGCAUUCGCCCUUCGGUCGUCCCGCUUCGGUUUUUUAGCCUGCUAGUCAAGCCCUGGACGUAGGUCUAUGGACUGUGACGUCAUGAGUAGCCGAUAGAGUAGUCGGCUUUACAUCAGCUUUGUAAGUCCUAAUUUGUACGGAAUUCGAUGCAAGCCGAUAGAAAUAUGAGGCUUUUGAACCCGUCAGCGUAAAUUUGAGUACAAUUUGUAUUGAAAAUAAUAUCUGUAAUGGAACAAAUAAUGAUGAGAAAUAAAGAUAUUGACUAAUGUAUUGUACGAACGGUAGUCGUUCCAAGCGUUCUGCUAACUAUAAAACUUUUUAAUAAAUAUGUAUAAUCCUGUU
Molecule: messenger RNA, 3123 nt
Organism: Melitaea cinxia (Glanville fritillary)
Lineage: Eukaryota; Metazoa; Arthropoda; Insecta; Lepidoptera; Nymphalidae
Gene: KrT95D
Product: phosphofurin acidic cluster sorting protein 2
Exons: 19
Coding region: 1-2781 (926 amino acids)
Biological process (GO): protein localization to plasma membrane
Source: RefSeq, a predicted model, not a curated record